Symbiodinium natans is the source of this 2238-nucleotide messenger RNA. NCBI's taxonomy places the organism in Eukaryota, Dinophyceae, Suessiales, Symbiodiniaceae. The record is from the annotation of a GenBank genome assembly.
AUGCUUGAGCUCCCACCAAGAGCAGCGUCAUGCUUGUCUUCAGUACGUUUUCAUCCAUGCGAUAUUCGUCUGGGAAGUGUUUCUGCCUUCCAAGCCAAGCCUGUCACUGCUGGUGCGAGCAUUUUUGCCUUCACGGCCGUUGCUUCACUGUGUGGAAGAACGAGAUUCCGCACGCGACGCUUUAAAAAGUGCUGUUCGGCCCGGACUGCUGCUGACAAAACACCCGGCGUGAAGCCACCUUCUCGCUUGAAAGUCGUUGGCAGCCGGUUUGUGGACGAGGAAGGCCGCAUAGUUGUGCCGAAGGGCAUUAACUUCUCAGGACUCUCCAAGGUGCCCUUGAACCCCAACGGUGCAACACACCUCGGAGGAAGUCAGUUCUAUGAGCAUCGCCAGGUGUCCUUUGUUGGCAGACCAUGUCCCAUUGAGGACCUGGACAUGCAUCUGCAACGCUUGCGGGACUGGGGCUUCAACUUGCUGAGACUGCUGGUCACCUGGGAAGCUCUGGAGCAUGCCGGCCCAGGAGUAUAUGAUGAUGACUAUAUAAGUUUCAUCCGAAUGGUUUGCUCACGAGCAGGAGAGUACGGGUUCCGGGUUCUUAUCGAUCCACAUCAAGACUGCUGGUCGAGGUGGACAGGGGGGGAUGGCGCUCCCGGCUGGACUCUUGAGGCUGCUGGCUUUCGGGUAGGCCCUGAUCUUCACAAGUCGGGCGCUGCUUUCCUACAUCAGGAGAAUGGAGACCCGCUGCCAUCAAUGUCCUGGCCCUCCAAUUACGACAGGUUGGCAUGCGCAACCAUGUUUAGCUUGUUUUGGGCCGGAGACCGCAUUGCACCGGGGAUUGCUGGCCAACUCGGUACAGGUGACCUUCCACUGCAGCAGCUACUUCAAGAUGGGUUCAUCAAUGCAAUCGCACAUCUAGCCAGGAGUGUGAAGGACAUUCCGUCUGUGAUGGGGUUCGAAACUAUGAACGAACCCCAUCCUGGAUGGCUAGGCAGGGACUUUACCCAAGCACAGAUCGGACCGGUCUCAUCAGGAGAGAGCCCACUGGCGCAGCUCCAGCGAUGUUCGCCAGGCAAGGGAUCCCCCUGGGCGUCUUCGUGCUUGUGGGCACAAGCCGGUGUGUGGGAUCCGCCCAGCAAGAAACUGCUUGACGCCUCGCGCUUCGAUUGCGACUGGCUGACCGACUGCUUUGCCCCCUUUGUGGAAAGGUUUACAGAGGCGCUGCUUGCAGAGAUGCCACAUGCACUCAUUGGAGUUUGCCCACCAGCAUUUGGGAAAGAAGGUCAGCAGCCGUUUCCAGGGAAGCUGCACGCGCAAGCCUUCUGGACACCACACUUUUACGAUGGCGUUGUGCUUGUGGGCAAAGUGUGGACUCCAGCUUUCGGAGUCGAGGAGACCUUGCCAGGGACGACACUCCUAGGCUUGAUUCCAGCGCCACCAGUUCUGCCAAUUUUCGGGCGGGAGGAACGACUGGCAUCAUACAAGAGACAGCUGGAGCAAAAGUGCAGACUUGCUUCACAAGAAACUGCAAGCAUGCUUGGAGAGAUUGGAGUUCCCUUUGACCUCAAAUCGCCAGGCAUGGCACCAUCAGAUGCCCUUCAGGAGUCCAUUGAUGUGCACAUGCGGGCAUUGGAGGAGCUCAUGCUGCCAUUCUGCUGGUGGAAUUACACCCCAGAAAAUUGCAAAGCCAGAGGGGACGGCUGGAACGGCGAAGAUCUGUCAAUCCUGAGUGAGGACGGGGGACGUGCCCUCGACGCGAUUGUUCGUCCUUGCCUUUUGGUAUGCGCAGGGAGUCCAGUGCAUCAGACUUUCGAUCUUCAAGAGGGAUACUUUCAAUGUGAGUUCGAUGCGGAGCCCGGAGAGUCCCUCUUUUUCAUUCCCUCCCGUCACUUCAGCGCUGACAAUGCCAUCCUGUCUGUCACACCCGGUAUAGAUGCGCUGUGGAAUGUGGAACUCCAGACUUUGGUAUGCCGUUCAGAUCGGGUGGCUCGCGUUGUGGUUGACCUGCGGAAGAAAAAACUUCAAGAGCGAAGUACAUGUCGCAUUGCCUGGGUAGCUGUGAAUGUUCACUUCGGCGCUAUCUUUGGCAGAGUUGGCAGAACAACAGUUCGUGACGAACUGAUGGGGCAACGCCAUUCAAGUAGCAACAGCUGUGAUUCCGACUCAUUCCCCAAACAGCGAGAUGCAAAAUCAGCUCGACAUGCAAGCACAACACCCUUGACAGACCGUAGGGCAACAUAG